This is a messenger RNA of Cornus florida, 966 nucleotides long. Its product is annotated as bidirectional sugar transporter SWEET4-like. Lineage: Eukaryota; Viridiplantae; Streptophyta; Magnoliopsida; Cornales; Cornaceae. Gene Ontology annotation, biological process: carbohydrate transport. Gene Ontology annotation, cellular component: membrane. Bases 1 to 759 code for a protein of 252 amino acids. The record is from RefSeq and is a predicted model, not a curated record. Gene Ontology annotation, molecular function: sugar transmembrane transporter activity. The transcript has 5 exons.
AUGAUUUCUAGAGAUACUACUCGAACACUAGUUGGCAUUCUAGGGAACAUCACUGCACUCAUCUUGUUCUUGUCACCAGUGCCAACAUUUAUUAAAAUAUGGAAGAAGGGAUCAGUGGAACAGUACUCAGCCAUCCCUUACCUUGCAAGCUUUAUAAACUGCGGGCUUUGGGGGUUGUAUGGACUACCCAUGGUGAACGCUCAUAGCCUCCUCCUCAUAACCAUUAAUGGCUCCGGACUUGUUAUGGAGCUCGUGUACGUGGUCCUCUAUGUCACUCACACUAGUGAUCGAAACAAGAGGAUUACACUGCUACUAAUAACGCUUGCUCAGCUCCUGUUCCUGCUCCUUCUUGGCCUUCUGCUUCUCAAUCUAGUCCAUUCCAUCAAGCUUCGCUCUACCAUUGUCGGAACCAUUUGCGUGUUGGCUAACAUUUUGGUCUAUGCUUCACCAUUAUCAGUCAUGAAGUUGGUGAUUAUGACAAAAAGUGUGGAGUAUAUGCCACUUUUUCUCUCACUGGCUUCUUUCGCCAAUAGCAUUAGCUGGACUUGUUAUGCCCUCAUCCGUUUUGAUCCCUUCAUCGCUGCACCUAAUGGGCUGGGGGCGUUGUUUGGGCUGGCCCAACUGAUACUCUAUGCCACUUUCUACAAAUCCACGAAGCAACAGAAAAUGGAAAAGCAACAGAUGGGCUUCGAAGAUAGGUCCUUGUCUGGAGGCUCUGAAAAAAUAACCACGAACGGUCUGCCUCAGAGUGGGACUUGAUUUACUGGCCUUCAAAACCAUAACAUGUGCUUGGUCCUAUAAGAACUAGCUAACUUUUGUUUUUUUUAUAUUUUUAAUUUUCUUUUUCUCUUUGUUUUAUGGGACUUUUACGUAUAAGUGGUGGUAGCAAAAAUAUAUUACUAGAUCAUUGACAUAGUUUGUACAUUUACUAUUUCAUGAACUAAAGGUAGAAACUUUCUAAUUGAA